This is a messenger RNA of Kwoniella shivajii, 1269 nucleotides long. RefSeq lists its product as uncharacterized. The transcript is spliced from 5 exons. Gene Ontology annotation, biological process: regulation of ARF protein signal transduction; regulation of endocytosis. Bases 1 to 1269 code for a protein of 422 amino acids. Gene Ontology annotation, molecular function: GTPase activator activity. NCBI's taxonomy places the organism in Eukaryota, Fungi, Basidiomycota, Tremellomycetes, Tremellales, Cryptococcaceae. Gene Ontology annotation, cellular component: Golgi membrane. The record is from RefSeq and is a predicted model, not a curated record.
AUGGCGGAGAAUUACCAAAAGAAAGAGCUACUUGCUCUCAUGAACACAGGUAACAACAAGCUUUGUGUGGAUUGCAAUGCACCUUCACCUCAAUGGGCAAGUGUGAGCUAUGGUACUUUUAUCUGUCUGGAGUGUUCCGGUGUUCACAGAGGUUUUGGCGUCCACAUCUCCUUUGUCAGAAGUAUCACGAUGGAUAAAUGGUCAGAGGAUCAACUAAAGAAGAUGAAGCUCGGAGGCAAUGAAGCUUUCAAGUCUUUCAUGGAGAAUUAUGGUCCCGGAGGUGGUUAUACUAAAGGAAUGGGCAUGCAGGAGAAAUACAAUUCUUGGGCCGCGACUCAAUAUCGAGAGAAGCUCGCAGCAGCAUGUGCUGAUCCACCUCAAGCAUGGUCCCCAUCUUCACCACCUCCAGCAUCAGCUGCUCCAUCUAGACCAACGUCAGCCCAAGCUACUCGUAAAUCAAGAGCUGGAGGUGGAGGUAUCGGAUCAUCCAACCUAAACCCAUCCAUUGCACCAGCCCAAAAAGCCGAGAAUGAAGCCUUUUUCGAGAGAAUGGGGAAUAACAACGCCAAUAGACCAGAUCAUCUACCACCUUCUCAAGGAGGUAAAUAUGCGGGAUUCGGUUCUUCUCCUUCAUAUACACCUGAUCAAGGAGGAUCAGGAUCAGGAUCAGGAAAUCAUCCUUCAUACGCAUUAUCAAGUCAUUCAGCACCUACUCUAGACGAAUUACAAAAGAAUCCCUUGGGAGCUUUGAGUAAAGGAUGGGGAUUGUUUUCAUCUGCAGUAGCUAUUGCAGCGGGUGAAAUCAACCAAUCUGUAGUUAAACCAGGUAUGGCUAAAGCCACUGAAUAUACUUCAGGUGAAGGAGGAGAAAACCUAAAACAAUAUUUAAAUACAGCUGCUGAACAAGCUAAAGAAGCUUCUUAUUGGGCAAGUCAACGUGCUAAUGAAGGCUGGGAUCAAUUAAACGAUGUAGCAAAACAAAAAGGUGGUUUAGAUUUAAAUCAACAAUUGGGUAAAUUGGGUUUAGGUAAAUCAGGUCCAGGUAACCCAAAUCAAAGAGGUUAUGGUCAAUUAGAAAGAUCAGGUGAUGCAGAAGAAGGUUUCAUAACUCCUCAUGGUGGUGCCGAUCAGGACGAUUUCUUUGACAGUUGGGAUAAUCAACCUACUUCAGCUGCUUCAGCGAACACUGCCGGAUCAGCUAAACAAUCUGGUAAUGCUGCAAAGGGUAAAAAAGAUGGAUGGGAGGAUGAUGAGUGGAAGGAUUUCUAA